AACGCUGAUGAGGUACCCCUCAACCAACCUUGACUUAAAUCACGCCAAUCAAACACGAGAACGAGCCAAUAACCUACAAUGAAGUGCCCAUCACCAUUAUUCCUUGUCCUUCUUCUUCUGCAUCUCUCGGCAGCUGUUUCCACUGCUCGAGAUUUUGAUUUCUUCUACUUUGUUCAGCAGUGGCCGGGAUCAUACUGCGACACCAGGAGAAGCUGUUGCUAUCCCAAGACUGGAAAGCCAGCUGCCGACUUCGGAAUCCAUGGUCUUUGGCCCAACAACAAGGAUGGCUCUUACCCAUCCAACUGCGACCCCGACAGCCCUUACGAUAGAUCUAAGAUCAGGGACCUGAUACCUACAAUGCAAGCAAAAUGGCCAACCUUGGCAUGCCCAAGUGGUGAUGGCUCGGAUUUCUGGGAGCACGAAUGGGAGAAGCACGGCACCUGCUCCGAGUCCAUCCUCGAUCAGCACUCAUACUUCCAAGCAGCUCUUAACCUCAAGAAGCGAGCAGACCUCCUUGGAAUCUUGCGAGGCGCAGGAAUUGAGCCAGAUGGUGGAUUCUACAGUGUGGAUAGCAUCACUGGGGCCAUCAGGGAUGCAACUGGUUUCACCCCCGGAGUAGAGUGCAAUGUGGAUGAAUCAAGCAACAGCCAAUUAUAUCAGAUUUACCUAUGUGUGGACACUAAUGCAAGGGAUCUCAUUGAGUGCCCUGUGUAUCCUAGGAGCAAGUGUUCUUCCCGGAUUGAGUUCCCUACAUUCUGAGAUGCUAGCUUGAUUGUUCAGUACUUCGCUUUGCUUUAUUCUGUAUCAACGCAGGGAUAAGAGCAGCUGCUUCUGUUAAUAAAGAUAAAUGAACAUUUUUUUUUUGGUGAA
Messenger RNA from Phoenix dactylifera (date palm), 870 nucleotides. Its product is annotated as extracellular ribonuclease LE-like. The record is from RefSeq and is a predicted model, not a curated record. Gene Ontology annotation, cellular component: extracellular region. Gene Ontology annotation, molecular function: ribonuclease T2 activity; RNA binding. NCBI's taxonomy places the organism in Eukaryota, Viridiplantae, Streptophyta, Magnoliopsida, Arecales, Arecaceae. Gene Ontology annotation, biological process: RNA catabolic process.